GUUUCAUUCCUCCGCGGUUAUUCGAGAAUCAUCAUCAACCAAGCGAGAGAACAGAACAGAGCAAAAAUGGCGUCGUUGUUGCAAUCGUUCAUCGAUCCGAAGAAGAACUGGCUCGCCCGUGUGCACAUGAAAACGAUUUCUCAACGCCUUCGCAGAUACGGGCUCCGCUACGAUGAUCUUUACGAUCCUUACUACGAUUUGGAUAUCAAGGAGGCUCUCAAUCGCCUCCCCAAGGAGGUGGUGGAUGCUCGCCAUGCCCGUCUUAAGCGUGCCAUUGACCUUUCCAUGAAGCACGAGUAUCUCCCUGAGGAUCUUCAGGCAAUGCAAACCCCCUUCAGGAGCUACCUUCAGGAUAUGCUGACCUUUGUGAAGAAGGAAAGAGCAGAGCGUGAAGCAUUGGGAGGUUUGCCCCUGUAUCAACGAACCCUUCCUUAAGUCAUGAAGUGUCGUGUGAAGCUAUUUUGAUUGGAGUGGGAGCUUGAGUUGUGUUAGUGUUGUGAUAGAAUGUUUACGUUGAAGAAAAAUGUACUGCUUCUUGAUAAAUGGUGAUAUGAACCGCAUUUUUUAAUUGUAUAAACUUCCCUCAUGCAUUUUCCAAUAAAUGGCACUAGUAAACUGGUUUGCCCUCAAAA
Molecule: messenger RNA, 632 nt
Organism: Lotus japonicus
Lineage: Eukaryota; Viridiplantae; Streptophyta; Magnoliopsida; Fabales; Fabaceae
Product: cytochrome b-c1 complex subunit 7-2, mitochondrial-like
Exons: 4
Coding region: 67-435 (122 amino acids)
Biological process (GO): mitochondrial electron transport, ubiquinol to cytochrome c
Source: RefSeq, a predicted model, not a curated record